Molecule: messenger RNA, 3755 nt
Organism: Epinephelus fuscoguttatus (brown-marbled grouper)
Lineage: Eukaryota; Metazoa; Chordata; Actinopteri; Perciformes; Serranidae
Gene: hltf
Product: helicase-like transcription factor
Exons: 26
Coding region: 133-3168 (1011 amino acids)
Molecular function (GO): nucleic acid binding; zinc ion binding; hydrolase activity, acting on acid anhydrides, in phosphorus-containing anhydrides
Source: RefSeq, a predicted model, not a curated record
GCUAAUCCGGAAGUAGCACAAACAUCGUCGAGAAGCGGGAAACAUCAACAGCAGCUACGCAGUCGAAAUGCCACGCAACUACCCACUCUGAGUUCUUGUUGUCAGUCGUCCGAGAGGAAGAAAAAUAGUGUCAUGUUUUCCCGCAGGUGGAGGUUCGGCUGGGACAGGUUCAGUGAGGUGGACCUGUUCACAGACCGCCAUGAGGCCGAUGCAGAGACCCUUUCCCAGGCCAUCAGAGCUGCAGCGUCUGAGGAGCCGGACGCAGACAGCGUGCUGUUUGGACACAUGAAAGGCACUGUGGUCGGCCUCAGAUAUUAUACAGGGGUGGUGAAUCGUGGGGAAAUGGUUGGUUUAGUGCGACAGCCCCAGAACCCAUACGACCGCAAUGCAGUGAUGGUCGCCAACAUUUAUGGCAACCAAGUGGGUCACAUCAAGCGGGAGCUGGCAGCAGCUAUGGCCCAUGUCAUGGACAACAAUUUGGCCAAAGUAGAGGGGGUGGUACACUCUGGGACGAAUAACGCCUUCAGCAUGCCAGUCAUGCUUUCCUUCUGGGGGAAGGAAGAGAACAAGAAGACAGUGAUAGAACGCAUGGCACGACACGGUUAUAAACUGGCCCCAGGUGCAGUCAGUGUGACAGGUACAUCCCAGAAUUCUUAUAGUCAAGGAGUUUUUGCAGUACCACCUCAAAAAGGAGUGACCACCCUACUAACUGCAGAGCAGGAAAACUGCUUGAGAUCAGAUGAUCUCUUUUACGAGCAUGGCCUUACCAAAAUGGCAGCAUUGAAGAAAAGAAAACACACACAAAGCAGGAAAGCACAGAAAGGAAAGAGAAAAAAAGAAAACACCCACAAGCUGAAGAAUGCGUUUGACAACCUCUUUGAUGACCUGAUGGAGAGUAAGGAAGGAGAGAAACAAGAAGCAGAGUCUGUGGGCACUCCUCUCCUGCUUCACCAGAGGCAGGCGCUGUCCUGGAUGUGCGCUCGAGAAAACAAAUCUACGCUGCCACCUUUUUGGGAGAAGAGAGGUGAGCUCUACUACAACACUGUCACGUGUUUCUCUGCCAAAGAGAUACCAGAGAGAGUUCGUGGGGGAAUACUGGCAGAUGACAUGGGGCUGGGAAAAACUCUGACGACCAUAGCGCUGAUUCUCACCAACUUUCACAAUGGGAAGCCUUUGCCUGUGGAGAAAUGUGAGGAGCAGUCUUCACCUAUCAAAGCCAAAACGAAACCAAAGAUGGCCUCCAAACUGGAAGGAAGCAGCAGUACAGGCGACAGAGCAGGAGUGAGUGAUGCAGCAGCUGGCUCUCAGUGCUCAGACCUUCCUCAGAUGGAGGUGAUCUGUGCUGAUUCGGCAGACGUAGUGGAGAUAGUGGACAAGCCAGAUAAAAGUUCGAGCAAAGGAAAGACGAAAGCUACCAAGCGCAAGCCCAGUAAAGAGGCCCCAGUAUUGCUGGAUGAUCUGGACUUUGCUGCAGCACUGGGUGGUGGAGCAUCAGAUACCGGCUUCAAGAAGAAGAAAACUGCCAAAAAGGCCACUCCCACACCGAGUGCGGAAUCAUCCAUUCCUGCAAGUGCAGAUGACUUGUCAGCGAGAACAACUCUCAUCAUCUGCCCGCUCUCUGUAAUCAGCAACUGGCUGGAUCAGUUUGAGCAGCAUGUGCGUUCUGACGUGAAGUUAAAUGUGUAUCUGUAUUACGGCCCGGAGCGCAACAGGAGCAAGACCUUUCUGUCCUCCCAGGAUGUGGUGAUCACAACCUACAACAUCCUCUCUGCUGACUUUGGGAAUAAAAGUCCCCUCCAUGGGAUCAAUUGGCUGAGGGUCGUGCUGGACGAAGGGCACAUUGUAAGAAACCCUAAUGCACAGAUGAGUAAGGCCGUGCUCGAACUAAAAGCUCAGCGGCGCUGGAUUUUGUCAGGUACUCCUAUCCAGAACGGUGUGAAGGACCUGUGGAUGCUGCUGGCCUUCCUGCGCCUGAAGCCCUUCGAUGUGAGAGACUGGUGGAAUCGAGUGAUCCAGAGACCCGUCACUCAGGGAGUCAGGGCUGGCCUGCAGAACCUUCAGACCCUGGUGAAGUGCAUCACCCUGCGGCGGACCAAGAACAGUGAGCUGAAUGGCCGCCCUCUGGUGUCUCUGCCUGAGAAGACAGUGUGUGUGGAACAGGUCGAGCUGAGCCAGUCAGAGAGAGACGAGUAUGAGCUGGCACGAAAUGAGGGAAGAAAAACCAUCCGCAGAUACGUAGCUGAAGGGUCAGUCUUAAGGAAUUAUGCUGAUGUGCUGGCCAUCCUGAUGAGGCUUCGACAACACUGCUGCCACCCUGACCUGCUGGCAAAAACAUCCUCAGACCUGGGUGCUGCAGCGACACCUGCAGAGCUGCGGGAGCGUCUAAUAGAGAAGCUGCGGUUGGUGUUGGCCAGCGGCUCUGACGAGGAGUGCUCUGUGUGUCUGGAUUCAGUGCGUCUGCCCGUCAUUACACACUGUGCGCACGUUUACUGCCGGCCCUGCAUCGCCCAGGUUAUCAGCUCUCAGCAGGAAACAGCACGCUGUCCUCUCUGUCGAAGUGAGAUCAAGACCAGCGAGCUCGUGGAGUUUCCACAGGAGGAAGUGGAGGAGGAGACCAGUGCAAACUCUAAGUGGAGGACAAGCUCCAAGGUGCAGGCGCUGAUGGGAAACCUGCUCAGGCUGAGACAUGAAGACAGCAGCAUUAAAUGUUUGGUCGUCUCGCAGUUCACACGCUUCCUCACCAUACUGGAGACUCCGCUCAGAGAGCAUGGUUUCAGUUUUCUGCGUUUAGAUGGCACCAUGAGCCAGAAGAAGAGGACCCAGGUCAUCCAGGAGUUUCAGAGCUCUGCAGCCGACAGCCCCUCCAUCAUGCUUCUGUCACUCAAAGCCGGAGGGGUGGGGCUUAACUUGACGGCCGCCUCUAGAGUUUUUCUCAUGGACCCUGCCUGGAAUCCUGCUACUGAGGACCAGUGUAUUGACCGCUGCCACCGUUUGGGACAGACAAGGAAGGUCUUUGUCACCAAGUUCAUUGUCAAAAACUCGGUGGAGGAGAACAUGGUGAAGAUCCAGAGGCAGAAGCAGGACCUGGUGGAGAAGGCUUUUGGCUCGUCAAACGCUAAAAGGGAAACCUCUCGUAUUGAUGACAUCAAAGCUCUGAUGGAGCUGUAGAUGUCUGACAAUGGGCCUGAAUGGAGGUGUUAACAUGGGAACAACACAAUGAAACUGGGUGAGACAGUUGAAGUUAAACACAGUUCACAUCUGAAGGGCUGCAGAUUUUUUGCACAUGGUCAUAUUUCAAAAGAGUUGUGCUUUUAUAGCUUAUUAUUAAUGUUCUGAAAUUGUUUUAUUUCUGCCUCUGUUUAACGGUUUUAGCUUUGAUACCAAUUCAGUUACAGGAUGCACCACAUGGCAAGAUUUCAUUUUUGUUCAUUUCUGAUACGGAGGAGCUGUUUGUGUCGGUCAGAGCUGUACUAAUGCUUCAAUGUGCCUGAUUCAGUCCAAAGUUAAAACCCUGCGAUGAAGACCGAGUAGAAAUACUCGCCUCUGUAGUAGCAGAUUCACUUGUCAAUGAGCAAAAUUUAACAUUUGUGAAGAUUCAGAUGUGUUAUAUGUUGUUUUUUUGCCAUAUCUGGAUUCAAUAAAUGCAGACUACUGGUAUUGUACAUUUGUUGCUACUGUAUUUAACCAGACACAGCAGUGUUCACAACUAAUGUGUUUUGUUUCAGCCAAAAAUAUAAAAUUAAAGGGAAACAUCU